GAGAGAGAGAGAGAGAGAGAGAGAGAGAGAGAAGUGAGGAAGAAGAGGGCAAAGAGAGAAAUAAGUUUUUAUUUAGGUGGAGAAGGAGUGAGAGUUUGGAGAGGAGGAGGAUCCGGAGCUUCAUUUUUCCUUUUCUUUUUCUUUUUGUGGCUGUGAUCGCCGCCUGCCUCUUCUCCUCCUCUCCUCUCCUCUCCUCUCUCCUCCCCAUCACCUCCACCUCCACCUCCUUCUCCUCCUUUUCAUCCUGACUCUCCUCUCCCCAUCUCCCGCCGUGGGGUCUCAGCUCUCCGUCACCCUCCCCCCCUCCCUGGCUCCCUACCUCCCCCGGGCGCUGCUGGGAGCCUCCGGGCUGCUGCGCCGCAGGAGGAUGUCUCGCAGGGAGUCUCCGCCGCCACCCUCUCCUCCUCCACCUCCGCAGAUGCUGGGAGUGCGGAGGGGAGACGAGGACCGUCCGGAGCGCGCCGAGCCGCUGUCCGAGGCGGAGAGGGAGAUCAUCCAGGACACGUGGGGGCACGUCUACAAAAACUGUGAGGACGUGGGGGUGUCCGUGCUCAUAAGGUUCUUUGUAAACUUCCCAUCAGCCAAACAGUACUUCAGCCAGUUCCAGGACAUGGAGGAUCCAGAGGAGAUGGAGCGCAGCAGCCAACUUCGGCACCAUGCCCGCAGAGUGAUGAAUGCCAUCAAUACUGUGGUGGAGAAUCUCCACGAUGGGGAGAAGGUGUCGUCUGUGUUGGCCCUGGUCGGAAAGGCCCAUGCUUUAAAACACAAGGUGGAGCCCAUGUACUUCAAGAUACUGAGCGGUGUAAUGCUGGAGGUGUUAUCUGAAGAUUUCCCAGAAUUCUUCACAGCCGAGGUGCAGCUGGUGUGGACCAAACUGAUGGGGGUGCUGUAUUGGCAUGUGACAGGGGCGUACACAGAGGUGGGCUGGCUCCAGGUCUCCAGCUCAGCAGUGUGAAGAGUGUACAGAGGAGAUGGUCUGAAGGAGUUUUCAGUGGACUUAAUGAAAUGGAAAAAAGGAAAUGAUGUGUUUGUGAUCAUCUAACUAGUAGACAGAGAGAAAUACAAUUGCAAGGAGUUCUGUGCGGAACAUUUCCCCUUGAUUCUGUCUUUUAUUUUGGUGACAUUUUGGUGCUAAGCCUUCAUUGCUGUGCUGUUCACCACACUGCCCUCAGAUCACUUUGAUGCCCACCAGUGUAGCUAGUUGCUUUUUCUAUUUUAUUUUUAGUAAGUGGGGCUUCUUUUGUUUGGUUAUUACAGCAAACACAUCAUUUCCUUCCUUCUUCCCAUUGAAGAGCUGCCAAGUGCUUAGAUGAGCAAAGCUUUAAUGUACCAGUAUAGGAUAUUUAUUUAUUUAUUUACUGUUCAGUGAAAUUAUCUGCCAGUUGUCCCCUUUGUUAAGCCCCGCCUCCCUUAGUUACUGUUGCUAUGCCUUUCAAACUUUGUGUUUUAGUGUUUAGCAGUGAUCACAGUUAGCGCUAAAUUGUCAUUAACUUUG
This is a messenger RNA of Sphaeramia orbicularis (orbiculate cardinalfish), 1495 nucleotides long. It is a transcript of the gene cygb2, whose product is annotated as cytoglobin 2. The coding region runs from base 368 to 955 and encodes 195 amino acids. Gene Ontology annotation, molecular function: oxidoreductase activity; iron ion binding; heme binding. Gene Ontology annotation, biological process: oxygen transport. The transcript has 3 exons. The record is from RefSeq and is a predicted model, not a curated record. NCBI's taxonomy places the organism in Eukaryota, Metazoa, Chordata, Actinopteri, Kurtiformes, Apogonidae.